Molecule: messenger RNA, 6393 nt
Organism: Glossina fuscipes
Lineage: Eukaryota; Metazoa; Arthropoda; Insecta; Diptera; Glossinidae
Exons: 7
Coding region: 234-5588 (1784 amino acids)
Source: RefSeq, a predicted model, not a curated record
CUUCAAAAUUUUGUGUGAAAUACAUAUGAUUUUUGUACAAAAUUAAUUUUUUUCUUUAUUUGAAGAAAAACUUUGAGUAACAUUCGACCGAACAUUUUAUUUCUCAACCUGUAUGUUAGUGAAAUUCCGUUUAUAUAUUUCUCCAUCAAAUUAUUGAAAUCACUAUAAAGAUCAUGACGUAAUAGUAGUGAUGGUUUGCACAUUUGUGAAUAACGAAAUUGGAGAUCGUAAAUAUGGCGUCGUCCUCGUCUUCUUCAAUAUGUACUCAUUUUUCGCAAAAUGCAUGGAAAAAAGACUUAUGUUCGAAUUGCUUCAAGUCCAAAGAUGAACAUAAGCAACCUAUCUUGGCGACAAUUGCCAAAUUCGCAUGUGCCCCUGCCAAUAUUAGCGGUAGCAGUAACAGCAACCUACAUUCCCAUUUCUGCCUGAAAACGGAAAAGACUGAUUAUCCUAACAAACAUAAAAUGCCGGCAAAAACCUGCAUUAAGAAAUCAAAUUUAUCCAGCAGUAAGAACAAAUCCCAUAAGGUAUGCUUUUUGAAAAACCUCUCCGAAGUAAUCGGCUAUGGUGGUGAAUGGUCAGACGACUCAGAUGAUGAUGAGGAUUUUAUGAAUUUGGCAAAUGAUGAAGACGAAAAAGUUUCUAUUAGUGACGAUGAGGAGAUAGUAGAAUUGAGACGAAUUACGCGUGCCAACACCGAUUUCAAUAUGAAUAACGGAAAUUUGUUGGGUGAUGCGCAAGAAAAUAUUAAAAAAUCGUUCGCUGCCUUAAAAUUGGGGGCUCCUCAAGUGGAUAAGGAAGGUAAAAAGCAGACUUUGCAAAUAAAUGUAAUGCCAUUUGGAAGCAAUCCUCCAUCUUCUAACCAAACGUUAGUUAAAACUAAAUUUGAAUCAAAAAUGUCCAAUGCAAAAAUCAUACCUGUCAGCACUAAUACAUCAACAAGUGAUAGCAGGUUUUCAAGAGAUAAAAGCUGCAAUCGCUUGCCUUCCAGUACACUUAUCCCAAAGUCUUCUUCACCCGCUCCUAUUGAAUCAUCCUAUACAGACGGUACAAACAGUCCACCAAUUGAACGAGCAAUGGAAAAAUCUUUACUUGAUGAAAUUUCUGAAACUUUAGAGAAGAAACAAAAUGAAGCUAAAAACGUUUCAACUAACAGUUCUUCCCCUGCGACGAGGGGCACUAAAGUGAAAUUUGAAAUUACUAGCUUAAGCGACUCGCCGGAAAAUAAAAUAUUUCUCGAUCUUAAAAAGUCUAUCGUACGUAAUACUCCGAUCAGUAAAGAUCAAAUCAAGCCUAAAGUAAAUGUGUUUCACAAGUAUUCAGAUACCGAAAGCAUAAGUUCGGAUAAUGAGAAUGGCUUGUCUGCCUACUACGAUGUGGUGGAAUCUCAGACAAGUUAUGAAAAUCUUCCGGAUGGUAAAUGUGCCAGCAAAGAAGACUCUUCAGUUGCUCUGAAGAAGAUGAACGAUUCCACAGAUGCAUCCAACACUAUUUACAGUACUUCCCAAUACAUAACUGAUAUGUUGCUUUCCUCGAAAACACGCGCUGCUUCUUACAAUUUACAUGAGGGAAAUUUUAUGACUAGUAAAAUAACUUCGGAUGGUUUGAUAGUUACAAAAUGUACUUCAGAUGAUACUUUAGAUUCCACAACCAGUAGCUUUGACGGCAGCAGUGAUGAAGAGACCUCUUACAACGUUAUUCGUAGUGAAUCCGAUUCGGGAAUAGGUAUAAGUUUAACGAACGAGUAUAAAAAUGUCGCCAUAACCGCAAACGAUCGCAAGUGUGCAGAUCAAAUUGCGAAGAAGAAACUAAGUGCCAGCACUAAUAAUUCGGAUUAUGAGGACAUCCAGAUCACCGAACAGGAAUCAAUAAUUACCGUUAAAGAAAACGAUAUUACGGAGAAAUCUCGUGAAUUGCAUGGUGAACCGGAUGGCAGUGCUGAUCCGGACGGCAGCUUAGAGCAGAAAACAGAAACAAUGCAAAAACUACCGGCUCUCCCCAAAUCACCGCCUCCUACAAAUGUUAUGGAUACCCGUCCUCCGUUUUUAAAUCGAUUUUCAAAAAAUCAACCUAAUCUGCUAACAAAAAAGCCUGAUUUACCUGUGAAACCAGCAGUUACUGCUUCCCAAACUCUUUUAAAAACAUUUAUAGCAAAAAAACCCGAAGAACCGCAGCAGAUGAAAAGCCAACUGCAAACAACUACAUCGAAGUCGCAAGAAAACUUAAACCUAAAUGACUGCUCAAAAGAAGAAUUUAAAUUGAAAAAAGGCAAAGCUCCAAAUCCGCCUCCUGAAACAAAAUGUCACGGCUCAUCUGCAAGCGAUAAAGAUUAUAGCACCGAAAUCGAAAUUGUAGAAAGAGAGAAAAGGGAAUUAACAAAAGAACAGGGCGCAAAUGAAGGAGAAUUACAUAAAGUUCAUCCUUCAUCCAGCUUCAGAGAAAAAUCCUCAACCCUAUUUCCUUCAUCUUCCGAAUUAACACAUUCUAUUUAUCCCCGCAAAUUCACCAGUAACACUGCCGUUAAUGGUGAUAAUAACUGUGGUACUGUCAGUAAAGCUAUGGCUGCUCAUGUCUUAAAAGAAAAGGAUAAACGUGAAAGAGCUGUAAUUAAUCCAAAAUUCCGCAGUCUCAAUACUUUUGUGACACAGCGCAAUAACGCUAUGAAAAAUUUGCAAUUGCAGAAUGCAGCUAUACCCAAAGGCGUAAAGCACACAUCUGAACCUAGCCCCAGAAAUCAAAAUAAUCUCUCCAUAUCCGAAGAAUGUUUGACAGAAUCGACUGGGCAACCGGUUACUAGUUCAGCGUCGGUAACAAAUUUGACUGCAGUCCUUGCCCACAAUACUGUCGAUAAACCGAAAUCGAAUCCGGGAAGCAAAACUAAAGCUAAAUUUUCUAUUAAGAAAUUUUUACGAAUGGGAGUUAGCAACAACAAAACUUCCUCAGAAAAUUUGAGUAAACCCAAUAAAGAAAGCAUUUAUUCAGAGAUAUGCACAGGCGAAGAAGCUAACAUUUGUGGAAAACCACGUUUAGUUAUUAUACACCCAAUCGAUAUUAAUCCUACGGCUGUGGAAGUCGUUACGGAUAUAACAAAAACUGGCGAAACAAUAGCUGCUCAAACGGUGGCAGUCGUUACAUCGAAACCACCAGCACCGCCACUACGUUUAACAGAUGGUCAACGUGUCCAGGACAUUAAUAAACCAGCUCGACCUCCACCGCCCAGAAGCGCGGAGCUACACAAAAAACAAAAGAUAACUUUAAUGGCUACUUUAGCAAAUUCAGGGAUUACGCCAGAAUCAAAAAUUAAGAGCUAUAACACACACAUUACAGGAGAUCCGCCAUCAAAAGGCAUAACUAAAAGUAGAUCCGAUAAUGUUUAUGCUAAUUUAGGUGAAAUCCGCUCGGCGAUAGCACCACGCAAGCCUGAACGUACUGCCAGUAUGCGUGAGCGCGAAGCUCAAUUGGAAUUGGCUCGUAAACGACGUAUUGGCGGGGGGUGCACCGUCGAAGGUGGAAUGCCAGAAACUAUUGACAACUGUGAUACUGUCUCGAUUUGCUCGUCAAAUGAGGAAAAUGUAUCUACACUAACACCAGUAGAACAGCAGCAACAACAACAAGAACAACAACUACAUCCGACAUCUGCAAAUAUGAAUGAUUCCAAUAAACCAAAUCAUUCUGGCAAAAAUACCUUCAGUCCGCUAAUGACUAUGAAGCGAAUCGAAGGCAAGCCCCCCAGUGGAAGUGGUCGAAUAAGUACAUUCGAACGAAAAAAAAAUGAAGCAAAAAUUAAUAUAUCCAAUAAAUUGGAAAUAUUCGAUAAUCUUGUCAACGGUACUAACAUUGUCGCCCCCAAUAUUUGCAAUAGUUUGGAAAAUUGCCCCAACAGCAUAAAGGAUUCCGUACGUAAAAUAACAAGUACUAUCGACAGUUAUCUAAAAGAUAAACGAAAUUACGAGAAUUUGUAUGAAUGUGUAAAAGAUCUGCCUAGCCCACCAGAACAUCCAGCUCGUUCAAGUGACUUGCAAACAAACCAACGUCUCCUACAAACAACUAAGCGUAAUAAUUUAUAUGCGGAUACUGUAUCCGUCGCAAGUUAUACUCGAAGCGAAUAUGGGCCAGCUCGGAACUAUGGUUUAAAUAAUAGUUUAGCAAAUAUCGCUCGUAUGACGUCCUCAUCGUAUUGUGGCAGUGAAAUGGGCGAUUUAGAUAUAUAUUCGCCCUAUAGUUAUUAUGGAAGUGAGACGGGCGGUGAUAUUGUUACGGAUAUUAAUGACAGUGUUUGGGGAACGCCGGCGGCUUCUACGAAUCGGGCGAAGACCGUGAACCGUUUGCGUAUGCGCAAAGGCCGCAGUGUAGUACAUAAAACUAUAGAGGAUAAUUAUUCGGCAGUCGUAGGAGCUAAUCAUGAAGCUUUGGCACAGGUGUUAGAGCAACUACAACAAGCACGCAUAACAUCGCCUGCCUUGAGACCCUUAGCCAAUGCCAUUAAUUUGCGUUUUGAGGAUUUUACAAUUUUGGAAGGGGUUCAAGCAUUUGUAGUAGGUAAAAAAGCAUUCCACGCAGCUAUUUGGGCGUCAGUAUCCGUCACGUUAGCGCUUUCUGCUGACUGUAAUCAAUUAGCUGGCGCCGGUGGUGAGCUUAACCAAUUAUCGGGCAGUAUAUCCGGCGCUCUCAAUCCCAUUACGGAAUUUUGUGACCUGGUCCCCAGUUACCAUUUGCCUUUAAUGCCGUCAACUGAGUUCACUUUAUUGCAAGCCACAAUAUCUGUCCUACCACGUUUGCAGUUGGAUACUCUGCUAUCCAUCGGAGCAAUCCUAAAGGGCAAAUCUCAAAUUUUAGACAAAAGCAACUACAAUUUCCGUGGUUCAAUACCCAACUUAACCAUAUCAAAGGAAAGUAAUAACACUAAUGUCAUAAGAAAUGGAGUAUCCGUGCAAAACCUGACUACGUUAAAUGAAGAAGCCAUGGAUAAAAUGAACACAGAAGAAGAAAAUGAAACUAACAUUCCAAACAUUUUGAACGGGGCGCCAGCUUUUGAUGAUGUUAUGACAAGAGAAGUCGCCUUCAUAAUGCUACAAUUAAUAAACGGCAUGAAGAACUUGCAGAUUAAGGCCAUCGAAGAAAUGCCUUUAAGCCUUUCAAAUGUGGUGCUUUCGAAAGAAGUGGAUAAUAAAGAUUCCCAAGCCAGACUUUGCGUGCUACAAGGCAACAAUCACCAAGAAGAAGAUGAACCUAUGGGUACCUUAUGCAAAUGCGCACAUAUUGCUUUAACCGAAAUGUUGCCGCCUACAAAAGUGUCCAACGUUAUAGGCGAAAUUUUGUUGCAAGAACGCGCCGAGUCAUUGUCAAAAUCGAAAUCAGUCUUAGAAUUUAUAUUGUGGGGUCCAUCCGAUGUAGCUUUAACCGGUUCUACGAAAGAACGUGAAUCGGCCUUACAACGCUGGCUAGACUUAGAACGUGCGACUGUAUUGCAUGGCUUAGUACGCACUCGUGUCGAACUUACCGUCUACGAUGAAUGUCAUUUAAUGUUUUUAGUACGCUCAACAGCCAAGAUUAUGAAUGAUGCCGCCAAAAUCGUGAACAAUGAUUAAGGACAACGUAACUUGAAGAUUAGACAUCCACAAGAAGAUCAACUUACAAAAUAUAAAUAAAUACGUACUACAGCUAUUUGAAAACAAAAAAGUUAAUGAAACUGCUUUAUAAUAUUAUAACGUGUCACAGCUUGCUUUCAAUAUUGUGCCAAAUUUAUAUCGCUUUUCAUCUUUUAUAAGAAAUGUAAAAAUUUGUUCUGUAUUCUUCACAUGAUUAGUUAUUAUUUUAAUUUUUAUUGCUAUUUUAAAAAAUAAUAUUAUUUUGAAUAAAUAUAUUAUCAUAUGUGUGGUUAUAAUUGCAUAAUAUUUCUGAUGUACUUGUAGAACCAAAACUUUAUUUCAAAAAAAAACUUUGUAUUUCGCCUCUACUUAUUAGUUAAUUAUAUCUAAAUGAAAUUGCAUUGGUGAUUGGACUAUAAUAAGUUAAUAAAAUAUAUUAAACCUUUUUAUUCCCCCAUGCACAAAUUUGUCACAUUCAAAUAAUAAAUAUAUAUUUGUAAACUUUUGAAUGGCAGGAUCACAAAUUUAAAAAAUGCAAAAGAAUUAACCGAAAAAUGCGAAGUUCGUCGAAUUUGAAAAAUCAGUAGAUGAUAGCUUUCUGAUAUCAAAUGUGUGAUGUCUACAAAUACAUCUUUGGAGAGCAGAUAAAACCCUUAGUUUUUGAAAUUGUAGAACUAUAAGACAGUGAAACCGCCGGAGUGAGCGGACGAACGAAAAUUUUAAAAUCUAAGAACAUAUUUGGUUUCUUAGUCCCAGCAGAGCUCUAAACAAUCGAAACUCUUAAACAUAAGCCUGAUCGUUGCUU